AUGCCAGUCGGCGGCAGUGCCACUCGCGUUACCAGCAAUGAUGAUAUUAUAGACAUCCCUGCGCAGGAUCCAACCUCAGAGAUUCAGUGUCCUAGUGCUGGCAGCCCACCUAACAAACACGGCCGCCUUUGUUUCGCGCCCUCUGAGCAGGCCUACAACCAUGGAUCGGACCGUGUGAGACCCCUUCGCACCAUGCCGUUCGACUCGGAAACCUGGAUCGGCAACUUUGAAGACCUCGGCAGCCGUGUAUGGCCACAUCCCAGCUUCAAGGAGUUGCUCGCACGCUCUCUCACUGGCGACUCGAAGUUCCCACUCCCUGAUACAAUAGCUAAGGAGAACCGAUCUCUAAGCUUGCGUCUGCGGUGCUGUGGCACUAGCUGUUGCCCAACCACGCAGAGCCCGUUUGUAGAGUACGAGAGACCUUCUCGUCUUGAAACGCUUGCAUUUGAGCGCACGCAAAACGUGAGAAAAUCUGCUGUACCAAACUUAAACUUAUGA
This is a messenger RNA of Aureobasidium musti, 498 nucleotides long. The record is from the annotation of a GenBank genome assembly. Lineage: Eukaryota; Fungi; Ascomycota; Dothideomycetes; Dothideales; Saccotheciaceae.